Molecule: messenger RNA, 872 nt
Organism: Xylaria bambusicola
Lineage: Eukaryota; Fungi; Ascomycota; Sordariomycetes; Xylariales; Xylariaceae
Exons: 3
Coding region: 194-763 (189 amino acids)
Source: RefSeq, a predicted model, not a curated record
CCAUAUCGUUCACAACGUCGCCUCCGUGUGACAUGCCGUGUCUCAUCUCACAUGACGCACCUAGCACAAUCCCGGUACUGGGGGAAGACAUGCUUUCGACAAUGCAGUCGGUCUUUCCAAGACUCACAGCUUGUUUUCUUUUCCAGGUACCGUUGACGACCUACCUACACGGGCACCAAGCUAGUAUGCAUUUAUGGGGAUUAUGCGACAAGCGACAGCUCGAAGUCAAGCCAGCCAGUGCGCCAAGCUACACCAGCCGCACGGAGUCUCAAGCCACAGCAUUCUUAGUCCCUUGCGAAGCGCCAUCAUCAUCGUGAAUCUGCAGCAGAUUGAUGCAUAUCAAUUGGCAAGAGCAAUGUUUCCCACACUUGUAAGACGAUUAGCGACGAGCCCGCCCUCGGCGCCAAAGCUCGGCAAUAUCGUGAACGCGCGGUUCUCUGAGUACAAGCCGAAAAAGGUGUGGCCGCCAGAUUUCUCGAAGCUCUCCAAGAAGGAACAGUUCAGAUUCGAGAAGCGUUAUAAACGGCGCAUAAGGCUAGCGACGGCGCGGCCGCGCUGGAAUAAACUUGUCCAGCUGGCACAGCUAGGGACCGUGACAUUUGUUGUUGUGUACUCGAUCCUAUUUAUGGAGUGGAAUUCUGAAACACAGCCUUUUCAGGGCGUUCGAAACACAUUUUGGAAUGCCAUAGGUGCACUCUCUUCAGAGAAGCGCCACGUGGGAGAAACUUCCGAUCUUCCUGCAACGGCAAACCAGAAGUCAUAGACAUUUUGUACAUUACAGACCUCUCACAUAUCAAAGCGCAUUGGGCGGAGUUAUGGAUUUGUUGAGAUACCACGUUUUCCAUGUCAUAGAGUGUAUAUGAAUAUAUAUU